Messenger RNA from Paramacrobiotus metropolitanus, 1301 nucleotides. RefSeq lists its product as uncharacterized. The transcript is spliced from 3 exons. NCBI's taxonomy places the organism in Eukaryota, Metazoa, Tardigrada, Eutardigrada, Parachela, Macrobiotidae. The record is from RefSeq and is a predicted model, not a curated record. Gene Ontology annotation, molecular function: protein binding. The coding region runs from base 194 to 1252 and encodes 352 amino acids.
UUUCGAUCAGCCGUGGUGUUGGUAUCCUGCUAAAGCCCUUGUCCGGGUGAGCGAUCGCAGGAGGUACAAGCAAACGUUGUACAACUACGCCCUGUUGGAAGUAGAUGUCGACGGGCUGCCCACUUUGGCAUUCGUAGAUUGCGACCGAAUUCGAGUGUCAAAGGACAGGUGUGCCCUGACAGAGAAAGCACUAAUGAGCACUGGACGAGGACAGUUCUACGAUAAGUUUCCAAACGCACAGUUGUAUUUUUCUAAGCGGUGCGUGGAGGUUGGUUGGUUUCCCGACAUGCUACCUAUCGCGGAGAAGCGAGGAUUUCGGGAAAUGUGGAAUCAUUUAACCCACACCAUGUUUGUUCGCAUUGAAGUACAGCCGCGUGAAAUAACGGUGCAUUACGUUUUUGCGUCAAAGCGCAAUCGUAUCAUGGACGCAGAAAAAUGUAAAGAAUAUUUGGGCCGCGUAAAUUCCAUACUGAAUUUUCACCACAGGAAACGCGAGAUUCUAAUUGAACUGUACAAAAACACCAAGCGACGUAAACAGCAGAAACGGACUGUGGGUGGUGACGCCGGAAAUAAUCCUCUCCGUGUCAAACGCCGCCGUCAGAACGCGCAAUCUCUCAGGGGACUAGGCUCUGCAGAUGCCAGUGAUGAUUUGUUGCGUUAUUUGCCGCUGGAAGUUUUAACGGAAACCUUGUCGUAUCUCACUGUGGAAAGAAAAGCGAUGUGCCGACGUGUCUGUCGAGACUGGGAUGCAUUAGUCGUCCAUUCGCGGUCUGCUCUGGUUCAAGUGGACCCGUUGUCUCAGUAUCUUCGACCUACGGUGGCGUGGAUGUUGUAUGGAACAGCGAGGACCUGGUCCACUUCCAUCAGAACUCUGAUAUUUGCCGCCACACAUCCGCACCGCUGUUUUUUUGCCGGCGAUGACCUGAUACCUAUCGUUAAGGAAAUGCUGACAGCAUUGCGGAUUAAAGUGCACAUAAUGCUUCUGUCACAUAUUACGGAAGCUGAUUAUUACGAAUUCCUACCACCAUUCCAAUCAGAAACACCACCGCCGUGGUCGCCGAUCUGUCGAAAGUUGCUCCUGGCGCAUGUGAUCCUGAUCAAACCGCGCGACUCUAGAUACACCAAAGAAACCGUGUCAGCGGUUUUUCAGAGGUGUGGCAAUAUGGAUGGAUUCUGGUUGAAGCCUAAGGAUGAGCGGAGCCCCGAUAAACUGCGAAUUAACAGAAGCACCAUUUGCUUGACCGGGACGUAACGGAAGUGUAUUCCAGUGAGUUUCCGGCUUCCUUUGUUUGGUAACGCUU